AUGUCCGACGACGAAGAAGCUCCACUCCCGGCAACCAUCGAGAUCAAUAACAACGCCGUUCUCAUCCGUAACAUCGAAACCAUGAUGCAAGAGUUGGGAUUGCCCGACCCUGAUCACCACGCCGCCAAUGUGAACGCCGAUGCUGAAGUCGUCGCAGCAAGGAGAUUAGUUGCGCAAGCGAAGGAGCUGUUGAGGCUUGCGGACGAACGUUUCCAUCGUGUGCAUGAUAUAUCCAUUGCUCUGGGUGUGGAGAAGGGUAGGAAGAUUAGAGCCUUCCGUAUGCUGCUGAAGAAGAUUAGAGAGGCUAUGCGAGAGGAGGGGUGGACAGAUCUUGGGGAGGCAAGUGAAGAAGAGGCUGACAGCUCUGAUAGUAGCUGA
Molecule: messenger RNA, 378 nt
Organism: Alternaria viburni
Lineage: Eukaryota; Fungi; Ascomycota; Dothideomycetes; Pleosporales; Pleosporaceae
Exons: 2
Coding region: 1-378 (125 amino acids)
Source: RefSeq, a predicted model, not a curated record